This is a messenger RNA of Pteronotus mesoamericanus, 2607 nucleotides long. It is a transcript of the gene TMEM117, whose product is annotated as transmembrane protein 117. Gene Ontology annotation, biological process: intrinsic apoptotic signaling pathway in response to endoplasmic reticulum stress. NCBI's taxonomy places the organism in Eukaryota, Metazoa, Chordata, Mammalia, Chiroptera, Mormoopidae. The record is from RefSeq and is a predicted model, not a curated record. The transcript is spliced from 9 exons. The coding region runs from base 401 to 1945 and encodes 514 amino acids.
AGCCACCGCGGUCACCUGCGCGGCGCCGUCGCCCUCGCCCUUGCGCUCCCGCUGCCCGGCCCGCGGCCGGCGGACUUUGCGGAGGGCGCCCGGCGUAGGCGGCGGCGGGUGUGGGCCGAGCCGGUAUUUAUAGCUCGGUGACAGCAGCCGCGGCAGAGACACCGCCUGUCUGUCUCGCCGCGCUUCCCAGCGAGGCCGUGGGCGCCUCGGAGGGCUGUGCCCGAUCGUGUCCCGGCGAGCAGGCGCCCCGAGCCCGCGCGGCCCCCUCGGCCUGGCUCCCAGAAAGGAAAGAGAGAGGAGCUGAGCAAGACUUCGGAGGUGGGAUCUAGACAUCAUUUUAAGAAAGCUUCUGUGCUUCCAGUGCACCUCCAGGUAAACUACAGAAUUGAAGUUUUGAAGGAUGGGUAAAGACUUUCGUUACUAUUUCCAGCAUCCCUGGUCUCGCAUGAUUGUGGCUUACUUGGUGAUCUUCUUUAACUUCUUAAUCUUUGCGGAGGACCCAGUGUCUCAUAGCCAAACCGAAGCCAAUGUUAUUGUUGUUGGAAACUGUUUUUCAUUUGUAACAAAUAAAUACCCUAGAGGAGUUGGCUGGAGGCUUCUGAAGGUGCUUCUAUGGCUACUCGCCAUUCUCACAGGACUAAUAGCUGGCAAAUUUCUGUUCCAUCAACGUUUGUUUGGUCAGUUGCUCCGCUUAAAAAUGUUUCGCGAGGAUCACGGGUCGUGGAUGACAAUGUUCUUCAGCACAAUUCUCUUUCUCUUCAUAUUUUCUCACAUAUACAACACGAUUCUUCUAAUGGAUGGGAACAUGGGAGCAUAUAUCAUUACAGACUAUAUGGGCAUCCGAAAUGAAAGUUUCAUGAAAUUAGCUGCUGUAGGGACCUGGAUGGGGGACUUUGUCACUGCCUGGAUGGUCACUGAUAUGAUGCUUCAGGACAAACCCUAUCCUGAUUGGGGAAAAUCCGCGAGAGCUUUCUGGAAGAAAGGAAAUGUUAGGAUCAUUUUAUUCUGGACGGUUCUGUUCACUCUGACUUCUGUGGUUGUCCUCGUCAUUACAACUGACUGGAUCAGCUGGGACAAGCUGAAUCGGGGAUUUUUGCCCAGUGAUGAGGUCUCCAGAGCUUUCCUGGCUUCUUUCAUUUUGGUCUUUGACCUCCUUAUUGUAAUGCAGGACUGGGAAUUCCCACAUUUCAUGGGAGAUGUUGAUGUAAACCUCCCUGGUUUGCAUACGCCUCACAUGCAGUUCAAGAUCCCUUUCUUCCAGAAGAUCUUCAAGGAGGAAUAUCAUAUUCACAUAACAGGUAAAUGGUUUAACUAUGGAAUUAUCUUUCUCGUCUUGAUUUUGGAUCUUAAUAUGUGGAAGAACCAGAUAUUUUAUAAGCCUCAUGAAUACGGUCAGUAUAUUGGCCCAGGGCAGAAGAUAUAUACAGUGAAAGACUCAGAAAGUUUAAAGGAUUUGAACAGAACAAAGCUCUCCUGGGAAUGGAGGUCCAAUCACACUAACCCUCAGACAAAUAAAACGUAUGUUGAGGGAGACAUGUUUCUGCACAGCAGGUUCACAGGGGCUAGCCUUGAUGUCAAGUGUAUGGCUUUUGUUCCAAGUCUGAUAGCAUUUGUGUGGUUUGGAUUCUUCAUUUGGUUCUUUGGACGGUUUUUGAAAAAUGAGCAAGGCAUGGAGAACCAAGACAAGACUUACACUCGCAUGAAAAGAAAAUCCCCAUCAGAACAUAGCAAAGACAUGGGCCUCACUCGAGAAAACACCCAGGCCUCAGUGGAAGACCCUUUGAACGACCCUUCUUUGGUUUGCAUCAGGUCCGACUUCAAUGAGAUUGUCUUCAAGUCCUCUCACCUGACAUCAGAAAACUUGAGCUCGCACUUGAACGAGCCUACCAGCGUGACACAAGCUGACCCUGACCCAACGACUUCUAAAAGUACGCCUACGAACUAGACUCAUUUACUUGGAGAUAGCACAAAAAGCAACCCUGAGUGUAACUUUAAACAGUUUGUCUUUCUUUUUGUAAAUGUAAGGUUUACUUUGUGUUAGGUAGAGAAAUACAAACAAUGCCACAACGGUGCUCAACAUGCUUUUUCUAGGACUCAUUGUUUUCUAUUUGUAUUAUGAUACAUGUGCCUACUGUAUAUCUAACAGCCCCCUAGAGAUUGCUUUUCACAAUUGCACAAGCUACUUACUGACUUUACAGCGUAGUAGAUUAGCUGAUUACCUGUGUAUCUGAUGUUCAACCAUAGUGGUGCCUUGAGACAUUAAACUGUUUUUAACUGUACCAGAAACGAAGUGUGGAACAGUUCUCUAAUCUACUUCACAUGGGGUUUUUUUGUAUACAAUUAUUUUGGCCUCUACUUGAUGUCUGACCAGGAAACAAAUGUAGCCUUGCUGUGGCUCAGGAAGUAUCUCUUGGUUUCUUAUUCAGCAGCGGAGUUGGUGACUUUGAUAGCUGGACUGCAAUGACACAUGGUGAUAACCUUUGAAUUUUUAUUGGCUGUUGGCCAAAUCCAAAUACAGAUGCAAAAUUCCCUAAUAGGCGAAUGAUAAUCCAGCAUGGGUCACUACUCAUGAAAUGUGACUUUCUCAAACAAGUAAUUGCAGUUAGA